AAAUGGGCUAUGGAUUGAUUUCAGGAAGCGAAGGUGGCUUCCAUCUCUGCUUAACAUCCAACCCGUUGUGCAGAAGAUCCACUAUGGAAUCAUUUGGUUGUGUUUGUUUCAAUACCCAUCUGCCAAAAAUAACCAUUUCGAUCGGAAAUCGUUCUGGAUCCUUCAGAGAUAAGGCCGCAGUUAACGAUAGGUUUGUAACCGCGGAGAUGAACUUCUACGAACUGUUGGGGAUUUCAGAGAGUGGGUCUUUCUCGGAGAUCAAGCAAGCUUAUAAACAGCUUGCACUGAAGUAUCAUCCCGAUGUGUCCCCGCCUGAAAGGAUGGAAGAGCACACCAAGAGAUUCAUUGAAGUACAAGAGGCGUAUGAGACGUUGUCAGAUCCAAAUAGAAGAGCUAUGUAUGAUAUGGAUUUGGCCAAGGGUUUUCAUCUGGCUUUCUCGGGUCGGAGAGGCAGAUAUGAGGAGGAUUUGGAGGAGAGAAUCAACUGGAAGAACAAUUGGGAGUCUCAACUUGAAGGUUUACAAAAGAGGAGAAUGUACAAGGAAUCAAAAGAGAACAUGUCAUGGGGAGCUCGAAUGCGAAGAAGGAAUAAAUCAUUGUAGGCUAUUGUUUUGAUAUACUGUAUAUAAUUUUCUCU
Molecule: messenger RNA, 637 nt
Organism: Telopea speciosissima
Lineage: Eukaryota; Viridiplantae; Streptophyta; Magnoliopsida; Proteales; Proteaceae
Product: chaperone protein dnaJ 20, chloroplastic-like
Exons: 2
Coding region: 3-602 (199 amino acids)
Cellular component (GO): chloroplast
Source: RefSeq, a predicted model, not a curated record